Molecule: messenger RNA, 3230 nt
Organism: Acipenser ruthenus (sterlet)
Lineage: Eukaryota; Metazoa; Chordata; Actinopteri; Acipenseriformes; Acipenseridae
Product: chromobox protein homolog 2-like
Exons: 5
Coding region: 146-1867 (573 amino acids)
Biological process (GO): negative regulation of transcription by RNA polymerase II
Cellular component (GO): heterochromatin; PRC1 complex
Source: RefSeq, a predicted model, not a curated record
GGUGGCGUUUUGCAACAGCGCUUGGUGGAGUGGGGAGGACGGCGCCUGCGAGGGGACAAGCUUUGUGUGGAUGUUUUUUUUUUCGCCUUCUUUUUCUUCUCAUUUCAUGAACGGAUAAAAGUGCACGAUAAGUACUGCAGCAGCCAUGGAGGAGCUGGGCGCCGUGGAGGAGCAGGUCUUUGACGCUGAAUGCAUACUCAACAAGAGAUUCCGAAAGGGGAAGUCGGAGUAUCUGGUGAAGUGGAGAGGCUGGUCCUCCAAACACAAUAGCUGGGAACCGCAAGAGAAUAUUCUUGACCCCAGACUUCUGGCUGCAUUCCACAAAAGGGAACAGGAAAAAGAAAUUCAGAUCCGCAAACAAGGGAAGAGACCAAGGGGCCGACCACGUAAAAACGUGGAGCCAGAGGUUCAAAAAGUGACCAAAUCGAGCAGCUCUUCUUCAUCGUCAUCGUCAUCAUCAUCUUCGUCCUCUUCUUCUUCCUCCUCCUCUUCCUCCUCAUCUUCCUCCUCCUCUUCUAAUGAGGAGAGUGACAACGAGGUGAAGGGUCGAGAAUCGCACCCUGUACCGCAGAAAAAGGCCCAGAUAGUCAUCGUCAAGCCAGAACACAUAGACCCCGCCAAGAAGAAACGAGGCCGGAAAAUCAUUCGCCCCGAGCAAAAGACGAACAGCAAAAACAAAUCUCCCAGAAAGGUGCUAAAAACAGCAGGGAAAGACUCUGAGCUUAAAGUCAAAGAAAAAAUAAAGAAACCCCUUCAGCCUGCUAGCUUUACCUACCCUGGGCUAAGCAGGAGUACUAAAGACUUGCCAAAUGCCAAAAACACAUCUGGUUCUUUCACACCGGGAAAAGUAGCAAAAAGCUCUUUGAAUUCUGCAGUGGUUGGACCAAACCGGCCAGCAGCCCCAAAUAUUCCCUCCGUGGGCAGACCAGCUCUAAAUAAAAACACAGCAGACUUCAAACAAGGUAUUACUCUUUCAGUUUCCAAUGCGUGCAGCCCUGGGCUGGAUUUGAAAAUGACGGCCUCGAAAUCACAGGGUGUUGCUGCACUUAACCUGCAUAAUUCCAGGCUCUUGACUAAUCAGGGUGUGAAUAAGACUCCUCUUGGCUCUCCGAGCGAGAAAAAAACAGAAUUACCGGGGAAGACGCAAGUGCCACGGCUUCAGAACAAUGGCAGCAAGUCCACCACAGAUGUGUCUUCUCCCACUAAGAGAAACACCAACCAGGCGCUUAACCUGCAUGCUUUAAACCUGCAGAGUGUCAACAAGCUUGGGCAAAGUGUCGGUGGCAGCAAUGCUUCAGGGAACAACACCCCGGUGUCCAGUAUAAAAAACUCAGGCAGUCCAAACAGAAAAGCCUCUGGGGGCAACACCCAACAGGGUAACAGCUUGAGGCUGAAUCUGGCUGCUUCUGCUCAUCAGAUCAACAGAAAUAGCCAUCCUGGAGGUGAAAAGGGGAAGCCAGAAGAAAGCAACAAGGCUGAAGUGGAGAUACGGGGCAAGAAGAUAGGGCAGGCUGAGAAGGAGCCAUCACACAAUAACCCAGCGCCGCCAACGGAAGUGCAGAACAGUAGUAAAAAGAGGCAGGAGAGCAGCACUACUACUUCGAAAGAGAGUGGAAAGCCGGCAAUGAAAGUCUUAAGUGAAAUGAGCACGGGGGAAGAGGAGACGAGUUCAGAGUCAGACCAGGAUUCAUCCUUCUGCAGAAAUGGGCAGAACAUGACCAUCUCUGUGCAGACCAACCAGGACUGGAAACCCCCGUGCAGCCUGAUAGAGCAUGUCUUUGUCACCGACGUGACAGCUAACCUGGUCACAGUAACUGUGAAGGAGUCCCCGACCAGCGUGGGCUUCUUCAACAUCCGUCACUAUUGAACUGUUAUGCAUGCAGCAGUAGGGGGUUAGGGUAACGCAAAGGUUUGUGCAGAGGGAGUGGAGGUACGUAAGAUAUAGCAAAAGCAAUGCAGAGCAAGGAAUGUUCUUAAUGGUAGUAGCAAAAACACUCUAUCUAUAUCUGUAGAGUAAAACUAUAUGCUUGUUGGUAUCUGUGAAUUCCUAAUUCUGCUUUGCAUUUAGCAUUUAAUACUGUGAGCUACAUUCUAUUCCACUUUAGGAUAAUAUUCCUCUGUUUCUUGGUGCCCCUGCAGAAACUACUUCUGAAGCUGCCAGUCCAUCUGCAUUCCCUCUGCAGUUUCACAAGGGUGUCUGAAUUGAUCCUUAAGAGCUUUGCAAACACAUUAAAAAAAAUAACAAAGUACCAAAUGUGUAUGCAUAUCAGUGCAGUUCUGAAGUACUGUUUAUUGUUAUUAUCAAAUUUUAUUCAAAGAUGCUCCCUAGUCCUGUACAUAAAGGUAUUGCAGGCCAUAUCAUUUUAAUGCUUUGAGGAAAAAGAGAAAUGUUGACAGACAUUAUGCAUUUCAGUGAUAGUCUAUCUGGUAAUAGCUGUUUAACGCAAUGCCUCCGAUCUUUAGGAGUAUCAUUAGUCAUAUGAAAUGACUGCUGAUUGACUGUGUUGCAUCCAGAUGGUGUGUGGUUGAUUUAUUCAAGAUCGGGUUGCAUGGAAAUGGUAUUUGGAUGACAUUUGCACAUGCAGGACUGGUUAACUGAACACAUUUUGGAGAGUGAAGCUUGACUGCCGUGUGUAUUCUGUGAAGUUGUACCAACAUGUAUUAAAACCUUAAGCAGGAUCUGGUUCCAAUAGAAUACUUGGACCCGGUCAGCUUUCUUACUUCAAUAUAUGCAAGGAGAAGUGCAGAAUCAAACCAAAUCGAUACCCCCCCCCCAUCAAAUAACACAGCAUGAUUUUUGUGACCUGUGUUAUUCCACUGUGUCCCAUAUUUUAUGUUAAGUGUAACGCACAAAGUUAUUGGCAGCUUGUUUAUGUAUAACAAAUUGACCCUGGCAAUGAAAUACAAAGUAAAUAUUUUUUAAACAGUCCAAUUCCUGUUCUUGCUCUUUCACUAAGGCUGAUAAAUGGGUUAUGAUUAUGAACAGUUUGAAUAUAGAACUGUAAACUUGUAUACAGUCAUUUAAACCUGUGCAGCUGUAAUGGAUGUGUUUCCGACAUGAGCGUUCCUCCAAUGUUUUCCCUGUUACUAACAAUGCUAUUAGACUGAAAUCUAGUCUGGUUUUAUUUAUGUAAAAAACACUAGAAAGGUGCUACACAUCUUUGUUUAUUUACUGCAAUGCUGUUUUAUUAACCUUAAUAGUACUUUUAAUAAAAAAAAACACAAGUGGA